This is a messenger RNA of Drosophila eugracilis, 1981 nucleotides long. RefSeq names its product protein arginine N-methyltransferase 5 (gene csul). The transcript is spliced from 6 exons. Gene Ontology annotation, cellular component: cytosol; nucleus. Gene Ontology annotation, biological process: regulation of DNA-templated transcription; peptidyl-arginine N-methylation. The record is from RefSeq and is a predicted model, not a curated record. NCBI's taxonomy places the organism in Eukaryota, Metazoa, Arthropoda, Insecta, Diptera, Drosophilidae. Bases 77 to 1894 code for a protein of 605 amino acids.
UCCCCCUUAUACGGUCACAUUAACACCGGUCACCGCAUUUUUUGGCCUUUUUGAAGAGGCAGAGUGCAGAUUUAAAAUGAAUUACUACAUCUGUUUGCACCAAGAGGGAGUCAGCGAUAUACCCAAGCUGAUCGGUAAGGCCUAUUCAAACAACUAUAAUGUGGUGGCCACCUCAAUCAAUGCCAACAUGGUGCCAUUCGAACCUGACGAAUCGGAUCCAACUUAUCCGGCUACCAUUCUUAGCGCCGUAGACUGGAAUUCCAAGGUGAUAUUCACCAUGUCCGACGUGGAUGUGGACUCACCAAAUGCAAAGCUGCGCCAGCACGCCAAGGAAGUGCUUUUACGGGACGUGGCCUGGGCGGAGCAUCUGCAGAACGUUGGCAACGUAAUGGUACGAUUGCGCGGUCCACAAAAUGAUAAUUUGGCGGCUAUUGUGCGGGACAAAACGAAGGGGAACUGGUUCAUACAGGUGCCCAUCACCAAUCCAGAGUUGGCCACAUUUGAGCACCGCAAAGAUGCCACUGCAGAGGAGAUUGCUCAGGCGGAAUCCAAUGACCCGUGGAACUGGUGGAACAACCUGCGUUUCGCCACCAAAGAAAGCUCCAAAGUGAAGGUUGUAGUAGAGCUAAACGAUUCGGAUCGGCCGACCAAGGAAACAGUGCGUCGCUGGUUGGGCGAACCCGUCGAGGCAAUCAUCAUUCCAUCUUCCCUGUUUGUGAGAAAUCGCUCCAACUAUUGUGUACUGAAGAAGGAAUGGCAAGUCAUCAUAGGACACUUUAUCUCGGUUCGGGCCAACAUCAUCAUCUCAACGAACCCAAAUGAUAAGGCCUUGCUCCAGUACGCGGAUUACGUGAAGAAGCUAAUUAGCGAGAACUCCGAUACACACGUGUUAAACAGCUAUGAAAACAUGUUGGAGAUUCCCCUGCAGCCACUAUUCGAAAAUCUAGACAGCUAUACUUAUGAGGUAUUUGAAACUGACCCCGUCAAAUACAAGCUUUACCAGGAUGCCGUUCAGGCGGCUUUGUUAGACCGUGUCAGUGAUGCAGAGGCCAAAAGCAAAUUGAUAGUGGUUAUGUUGCUAGGUGGAGGUCGAGGUCCUCUAGCGAGGGCUAUUUUCAAUGCAGCCGAGUUGACAAAGCGCAAAGUGCGCUUAUACAUCAUUGAAAAGAAUCCCAAUGCCAUCCGGACGCUCUCUAGCAUGGUUAAAACCCUUUGGGCCAACAAGGAUGUUCACAUUUUCUCAAAGGACAUGCGAUACUUUUCCCCUCCCGAGCUAGCAGACAUCAUGGUUUCCGAGUUACUUGGUUCCUUUGGCGAUAAUGAACUUUCGCCCGAGUGCCUUGAUGGAGCUUUAAAACUGCUGAAACCGGAUGGGAUUAGCAUACCCUACAAGUCUACCUCCUACAUUAAUCCACUGAUGUCAGCGGUGCUCCACCAGAAUGUCAGUCAAUUGCUAUCCACCGUGCCUGCCUUCGACUAUGGUUAUGUGUCGCUUCUAAAAAAUAUCUACCAUAUUGACGAGCCUCAAGCUUUGUUUGAGUUUACGCAUCCCAAUCGAGCGGAUAAAAUAGACAAUACUCGCAGCAAGGUGCUUUCGUUUACAGUCAAAAAGGAUUGUGUGCUGCACGGAAUUGGCGGAUACUUCGAUACGCAUUUGUACAAGGACAUAUGCCUGAGCAUCAACCCGCUGACUCACACGCCUGGCAUGUUUUCCUGGUUCCCCAUGUUUUUCCCAACUCGUCCAAGGACUCUCAAGGAGGGACAGACAAUAUCCAUCAAGUUCUGGCGAUGCGUAGAUGCUUCAAAAGUGUGGUACGAGUGGCAGGUGGUAAACUCUCCCGAUGAUUGGGAGCACCACAAUACUUCUGGAACUGGCUACAACAUGAGACUGUAGUAUCAGGAGAUACAAUACCAUUGUGGCCAAAUGAUCUUCACUACUUUUUUUUGAGCUGGAAAUAGAAUCAAACUGAAGCGACCUUAA